Knipowitschia caucasica is the source of this 1227-nucleotide messenger RNA. The record is from the annotation of a GenBank genome assembly. NCBI's taxonomy places the organism in Eukaryota, Metazoa, Chordata, Actinopteri, Gobiiformes, Gobiidae.
AUGGUGGGGACAGUGAAGAAGAACAAGCCUCAACUUCCCCCUGCACUGGUGUCGACCAGAGGGAGAGAGGUUCUCUCAUCGAAAUUUGCUUUCACUGACACACACAGUCUAGUGUCAUAUUUUCCCAAGAAGAACAAGAAUGUCAUCCUGAUAAGCACACUACACAAAGACACUGCUGUCAGCACAGCAGAGCACAGGAAGCCCCAUAUCAUCCUGGACUACAACAGAAACAAAGGAGAGAACCUGACAGAGAACCUGACAGAGAACCUGCCAGAGAACCUGACAGAGAACCUGACAGAGAACCUGACAGACGACCUGAUAGAGAACCUGACAGAGAACCUGACAGAGAACCUGACAGAGGACCUGACAGAGAACCUGACAGAGAACCUGACAGAGAACCUGACAGAGAACCUGACAGAGAACCUGACAGAGGACCUGACAGACAACCUGACAGAGAACCUGACAGAGGACCUGACAGAGAACCUGACAGAGAACCUGACAGAGAACCUGACAGAGGACCUGACAGAGAACCUGACAGAGAACCUGACAGAGGACCUGACAGAGAACCUGACAGAGAACCUGACAGAGAACCUGACAGAGAACCUGACAGAGAACCUGACAGAGGACCUGACAGACAACCUGACAGAGAACCUGACAGAGGACCUGACAGAGAACCUACAGCUUUCACAAAGAUUUUGUGGUGGAUUUCGUGGUAUCCGCCUCUCUCUCCCCUGCCUCCUCUUUCAGAUCCGCCUCUCUCUCCUCUGCCUCCUCUCUCAGAUCCGCCUCUCUCUCCUCUGCCUCCUCUUUCAGAUCCGCCUCUCUCUCCUCUGCCUCCUCUCUCAGAUCCGCCUCUCUCUCCUCUGCCUCCUCUCUCAGAUCCGCCUCUCUCUCCGCUGCCUCCUCUCUCAGAUCCGCCUCUCUCUCCUCUGCCUCCUCUCUCAGAUCCGCCUCUCUCUCCUCUGCCUCCUCUCUCAGAUCCGCCUCUCUCUCCGCUGCCUCCUCUCUCAGAUCCGCCUCUCUCUCCGCUGCCUCCUCUCUCAGAUCCGCCUCUCUCUCCGCUGCCUCCUCUCUCUAUUCAUCAAACGUCUUCAAAUCAGCCCAAAAAAGGGAAAUCAGCAGCUGCUCAAAAGUCCAGGAGUUUUUGUCCAAUUUCCUGAAGAUUUAUGGAGCGGGAGGUUUUUUGCUGGACUUUGCAAACUGUACCUGACGAGGGGAGGCCGGUGA